AUGCCAGAAUCAUACCACAAGCCUAUGGUUUGGAUGUCAUAUGGCUCAUUUGAGCAACAUCCCACACGCAAGAAGGAACAGUCAGAUGAACAGUAUCAGAAUCGGUUGACCAUGGCAAAAGAGCGUCGUAUGGCAGAGAACUGCGACGAGAUGUCAUUGCGGCUGCAGCAAAGUGGCCAGCUGCGAUUAGUCAAAAACAGAAAAUAUGAAGAGGAGGACCAUGGGAGUGUCAUUGCUGUGGUAUUAAAUGGGGCCAUCUUCUAUAUCAUUGAUCACCCAAGAUGUUCAUAG
Penicillium antarcticum is the source of this 291-nucleotide messenger RNA. RefSeq lists its product as uncharacterized. The record is from RefSeq and is a predicted model, not a curated record. NCBI's taxonomy places the organism in Eukaryota, Fungi, Ascomycota, Eurotiomycetes, Eurotiales, Aspergillaceae. The coding region runs from base 1 to 291 and encodes 96 amino acids. The transcript has a single exon.